Notothenia coriiceps (black rockcod) is the source of this 891-nucleotide messenger RNA. RefSeq names its product formin-2-like. Gene Ontology annotation, molecular function: actin filament binding; microtubule binding. The transcript is spliced from 6 exons. Gene Ontology annotation, biological process: cortical actin cytoskeleton organization; actin nucleation. The record is from RefSeq and is a predicted model, not a curated record. The annotation marks the transcript as partial. Lineage: Eukaryota; Metazoa; Chordata; Actinopteri; Perciformes; Nototheniidae. Gene Ontology annotation, cellular component: cytoplasm; cytoskeleton; actin filament.
CCUCCUCCACCUCCAUUACCUUUUGGUUCAGCAUGUCCUCCACCUCCACUUCCUGGUGGUAUUGCUCCACCCCCACCCCCUCCUCCUCUCCCUGGUGGCAUGGCUCUACCUCCUCCUCCAUUACCAGGAAUGGGAGCCCCACCUCCUCCACCUCCACCUCCAGGGUGCGGGCCUCCUCCCCCCCCUCCUCCACCGGGAGGCAUGUGCGCUCCACCCCCUCCCCCCGGGGCUCUGGGCUCGCUGCCUCCUCCUCUGCCCAUGGGGCUGUAUGCUCUGGGCCUGGCGCAGGAGAAGCCCCCAAGGAAGGCUCUGGUGGAGCCCCCCAGACCCAUGAAGCCCCUCUACUGGACCAGGAUCCAGCUCACCACCAAAAAGGAGGUUUCUUCUUCGUUGGUGUGGGACACAAUCGAUGAGCCUGAAAUGGACUUUGAGGAGUUUGUAGAUUUGUUCUCCAAAACAGCCGUGAAGGAGAAGAAGCAGCCGCUCUCUGACACCAUCACCAAGUCCAAGGCCAAACAGGUUAUGAAGCUCCUGAACAAUAAGCGUUCCCAGGCAGUAGGGAUCCUCAUGUCCUCCCUGCAUCUUGAUAUGAAAGAUAUCCAGCAUGCCAUCCUGAACUUGGACAACACCGUAGUUGACCUGGAGACCCUGCAGGCGUUGUAUGAAAAUAGGGCACAACAGGAUGAGCUGGACAAGAUAGAAAAGCACAUCAAGUCGUCAAAAGACAAGGAGAACGCCAAACCCCUGGACAAACCUGAGCAGUUCCUCCACCAGCUCUCUCUGAUCCCAAACUUUUCCUCCAGAGUCUUCUGCAUCAUCUUCCAGUCUAGCUUCCACGAGUGUAUGUCGUCCAUAACGAAGAAACUGGACACUCUGCAGAGAGUAUGCCUG